UAUAAGUUUAACCCUACAUCAAACUAUAGUUUAACCCUCUACUAUAUUGCCGUAACCUGUUGGAAGCAAGCUGGAAAACGAUGUGCAGAAAUACUACUAAAUCACAUAAUCGCUGGAGAUGGUGUAUGCGGGACCAUCCUCUUCCUUACUAUUUCGAAGCAAUCAAAAAGUUGAAUGCGGCUGGUUGUCCAUUUGAUGUAGGACAAUUUAGAAGUUGUAUUUUAGAAGAAAGGAUGAGAUUUUUUGGAACUCAUAACAAUGAGGAUGUGGAGCCUAGUUUAAAAUCUGAAGCUUGUAAAGAUGAGGAGGUGGUCGAGCCUAGUUUAAAAUCUGAAGCUUGCAAAGAUGAGGAAGUGGUCGACACUAGUUUAAAAUUUUCAAGCUCCGAUGCUAAACAUAUCCCGGCUACAAUGCCGCCACAACGACAAUUUAUUCGACGAUAUGGGAGAGCUGCAUCGGCAACAAAGCUUAUAAGGUUCCUUCAUAUCUGAAAAUGAUAUGAAGAGCCAAAUCUAGAAGGAGAUGGUGAAAGAAUUCUUCCAUUCCAGCAAAUAAUGGAUGUGUUUGGUUUAUUUACGAAAGAUUUACUAGCUACUUCUCACUAUUGAAGCAUUAAGUUUAUUAGAUUUUUUAAAAAAAAUUAAGUCUGUUGAAGUUGAUGUUUAGCGAUUUUAAAAGGGAUAUUGGCAAAAUGGAUUCCAACGUUUCACCUAUUUAGUGAUUUAAUCGCAAUAUUUAAAA
Mercurialis annua (annual mercury) is the source of this 741-nucleotide messenger RNA. RefSeq lists its product as uncharacterized. The transcript is spliced from 5 exons. The record is from RefSeq and is a predicted model, not a curated record. The coding region runs from base 81 to 491 and encodes 136 amino acids. NCBI's taxonomy places the organism in Eukaryota, Viridiplantae, Streptophyta, Magnoliopsida, Malpighiales, Euphorbiaceae.